This is a messenger RNA of Neurospora tetrasperma FGSC 2508, 1260 nucleotides long. Its product is annotated as chitinase 1 precursor. The record is from RefSeq and is a predicted model, not a curated record. NCBI's taxonomy places the organism in Eukaryota, Fungi, Ascomycota, Sordariomycetes, Sordariales, Sordariaceae. Gene Ontology annotation, biological process: chitin catabolic process; carbohydrate metabolic process. Gene Ontology annotation, cellular component: extracellular region. Gene Ontology annotation, molecular function: chitin binding; chitinase activity. The coding region runs from base 1 to 1260 and encodes 419 amino acids. The transcript has 5 exons.
AUGUUGUCUUCUUUCAUAACCUGCGUCAUCCCUCUGCUGGUGAUAUCAACGCCAGCAGCAGCUGCGACUAGCCAGUUCCAGAUUCAAUCUGCUGGGAACACGACAGUGUCUUCAUAUCGCAAUGCCGUUUACUUUACGAACUGGGGUAUCUACGGUGCCAACUUCCAGCCUCAACAGCUUCCUGCUUCACAAAUAACCCACGUGCUAUAUUCUUUCGCAGAUAUCAAACCAGACGGGCAGGUGGCACUGACACCUAGCAGAGUAUCUUCGGACACUUACGCAGACCUUGAGAAACAUUAUCCUGGCGACUCGUGGAGUGAACCGGGCGAGAAUGUCUACGGCUGCGUCAAGCAAAUGUACCUUCUGAAGAAGAGGAACAGGAAUAUGAAAUUCCCACCAGUCGCCGCCACUGAGGAAGGACGACGAAGGUUUGCUUCUUCCGCCGUGAAGCUUGUACAAGAUUGGGGCUUCGAUGGCCUCGAUAUCGAUUGGGAAUAUCCGACAAAUGCACGCGAGGCACAAGACUUUGUCCUCCUUCUCCGGGCCUGCCGACAAGCCCUUGAUGACUAUGCCCGGCAAUACGCCCCUGGCUAUCACUUCCUCAUCACCAUCGCCGCACCCGCCGGACCUCAGCACUACGGCGUCAUGGACCUUCCCGGCAUGAACCCGUACAUUGACUCCUGGCAUCUGAUGGCGUACGACUACACCGGCUCGUGGGAUUCCACCACGGGCCACCAGGCCAACCUCCUCCCCAGUCCCAAGAAUCUUCUCACAACCAGAUUUAACACCGAUCAAGCCGUCCGCGACUUCGUCCGCCGCGGCAUCCCAGCCAACAAGAUUGUUCUCGGCCUGCCACUAUACGGCCGCUCGUUCGAAGACACUGACGGACUGGGUAAGCCGUACAGUGGCAUCGGCGCCGGCACGUUGGAGCCAGGGACCUGGGUUUACAGAGACCUUCCACGCCCCGGAGCGAAGGAGGAGUACGACAAUCUGGCCAAGGCCACUUAUAGCUACGACGCAUCGUCGCGCGAGCUCAUUACGUAUGACAAUGUCCUGAGCGCUCUGGUGAAGACGAAGUACAUCUUCCUUAGGGGACUGGGUGGUGCGGUGUUCUGGGAGGCAAGCGGUGACAAGGCUGGUGCGAAGAGCUUGAUUGGAACGUUGGCGACUCAGAUGAAGAGGCUGGAUCAGACGAAGAAUCUGUUGGCGUAUCCCGCUAGUAGGUAUGCUAAUAUUCGGGCUGGUGUGCCAGAAUCCUGA